AUGACCGUCCCCUCACCAGACUAUAAGGCUACACUUGAAAGGCUAUUUCCAGACACAGCUCCCGAACAGAUCGCCCAGUUUUCAAGAGAUAAGUUGUUGGAGUUGGUGAACACAAGCGGAUCCCAAUAUUCCCAUCAGGACCCUUCAAUUGCCGCUGCUUCCCUAGACACCCGCGAGUCUACAUUAUCGGGGGAAAUGCCUGGUCUGGAAUCACUGCACACGAUGCCCGAAGAGCAACUUGAUGAGGCUCAGUCUGCUAGUGCCUCGGACUCGAUUGGUCAUAUCUCGGACGACGUGAACGCAUUAUCUUUAUCAGCUCGGCACCCAACCUCUUACCUUGGUGUCUCAUCUAUCCAGGCCGCCCUCAAGGUCAUUGCUUGGCUACAUCCAUCAGUUAACUCAUACCUAUCACAUUCCUUGUCUAAAGAGCAAGGUUCUCAACCAAUCAACUCCUUGCCCAUGUCGCAAGGUACGCCUCAGACCAACGCCCCACCCACGGAACCAGAAAUGCUAGACUCUUACUUUGCCAACUUCCAACCAUUUGCGCCACUCAUAGACGAAGAAAGUUUUCGCACGACUUACUUGAUUGGCCGACGUAAGGAUGAUCGAUGGCUUGCACUACUCAACAUGGUUCUCGCACUGGGAAAUAUGACAGCAGCAGGCACAGAUAACAAUACCCACCGUGCGUAUUUCGAGCGCUCAAUGCAACACUUAAACCUACGUUCGCUGGGGGAUCCCAGCCUCGAAGUCGUUCAGGCCCUAGGGCUCAUGGGUGGCUGGUACUGUCACUAUAUUAGUCAACCGAAUCUUGCAUACUCCCUUAUGGGUGCCUCGCUGCGGAUGGCGGUUACUUUAGGCUUCCAGCGGGAACCUUCCGACAUCCAAUCGAUGCUUGACCCCAAGAAGUCCGGAAUCCAGGAAUUCAAACGGCGCGUCUGGUGGUCACUUUGUUGUUUAGAGACCUGGGGCCACGAAACGCUCGGCCGGCCAAGUAUGGAUUACUUUGGACCGAGCAUCACAGUUAAUUUGCCUAGCCGGCUUGAUAAGGAAUCUUAUUUCGAUGUCCUCCCUCUGACGGAAAAUAUUUCAUUUGUGAAAAUUGCCUUGAAGAUGCAAGAAUCGUUAGCUGCGCUACCAACCCUAUCCCUCGCGGAUAUGUUCGAUUUGGACUCGCAGCUUGUUCGGUGGUGGCAUGACCUACCGCCGGUCCUAAAGGAUUAUGAACCCUGCCCAGAAUCACUACACGCAGUUCGUACUGUGAUGCGUUGGCGAUACUACAACCAUCGCAUGUUACUUUAUCGCCCAACUCUACUUAACUAUGCAAUGCGACGAAUUCCUUUCAUGGCCAUUCGGGUUGAGGAACGCAAUGCUAUUCAAAAAUGCCAGGAAAUCGCAGAGAUUACCAUUCGGGACAUCUCAUCGACAACCAAACUAAACCAAAUGAUUGGCUGGAAUGCUGUCUGGAUGAUAUUCCAGGCAACUAUGGUUCCGUUGAUUUGUUUGUCCGCUGGCGUCGCAGAAGACGAUUCAGCCGCAUGUAAAACGCAGGUUGAAACAGCUAUGUUGACCCUGGGCCGCAUGAAGCCUUACGGGCAUACAGCAGAACGCUCCCUUGAGGUCAUUUCCGGCAUUCUCGAUGCUAACCUUCACGGCCCCAGCACACAGCCGCUUGAUGCAAGUGGAGAUGGUCUCGACGCCCAACUUUUCCAUCCGCCGAAUGCUUUCAACACAGGCCAACAGAUUGCCCGCGAUCGGGUUUCAGAUUGGACUGCCACUUCUUUUGAAACCCUUUCGUCGCAGUACAUGUGGGAAUAUUUGAGCUGGGAUCACAGCAACCUCUGGCCUGAGGUUUUCGACCCCAAUGCUGCUGAAAAUGAAAAUGUGGUAAUGUCUUUCCUUGACUCGUCUGCGGCAAAUACGUGA
This is a messenger RNA of Penicillium coprophilum, 1923 nucleotides long. Its product is annotated as fungal specific transcription factor domain-containing protein. The transcript has 2 exons. Gene Ontology annotation, cellular component: nucleus. Gene Ontology annotation, biological process: DNA-templated transcription; positive regulation of transcription from RNA polymerase II promoter by galactose. NCBI's taxonomy places the organism in Eukaryota, Fungi, Ascomycota, Eurotiomycetes, Eurotiales, Aspergillaceae. The coding region runs from base 1 to 1923 and encodes 640 amino acids. Gene Ontology annotation, molecular function: zinc ion binding; DNA-binding transcription factor activity, RNA polymerase II-specific; RNA polymerase II cis-regulatory region sequence-specific DNA binding. The record is from RefSeq and is a predicted model, not a curated record.